CAUAACUAAUAGGCCUAGUUCAUUCAUCAUGACCACCACCUUCGUCAUAGCCGCAGUGUUGGUGCUGAUGAUCUUUAACGACCACAACACCCUCGUCGUCGUCAAAGGCGAUCCCGACACGUCCUUUCACUUCAAAUGCUGCGGCUCCACGUCCGACGCCAGCGGCCAAGCGAGGACCAACGCGCUGGCCGUCAUGGAUGCUGCGAUUGCUCUCGUAUCGCCCGGGAAAGGGUUUCACGCGUGUGACUAUGGGCAGGACGGGCCGCUCGCCGGCUAUGCUAGAUGCUACCCCAGUUCCAGCUCCGGCGAGGACUGCAAGCUGUGUCUGUACAACGCUCAGUUCCGGGUGGUCGACGUCGAGUGCCCCGGCGUCACCGAGGUCGGCUCGAACUUGAGGAUUGUGCUGUGGAAUACUCAACCGCUAGGCCGUGCCUCGCGGAUAUGCCGGGUUGUCCUCUACCCUAGAUAAAACUAAUGGAAGCUGAUCGAUCGGGCUAGGUGCAUGUAUGGAAUAAUAAAUUGCAUGUGAU
Messenger RNA from Linum trigynum, 530 nucleotides. Lineage: Eukaryota; Viridiplantae; Streptophyta; Magnoliopsida; Malpighiales; Linaceae. The record is from the annotation of a GenBank genome assembly.